UUUCUCAUCCAAUCAUAUUCGGAUUCCACCGUUUUUCGAAAACCCUCCAUCUCUCUCUAAACUCAUCGGCUUCAGAGAGUUAACAUCCUACAAUCGAUCUCCACCGGAUGACCCUUCUUCCGUUUCUACACCGGCUUCCGAAGUGUCAGACACACGAUCCUCCAUAGGGUUAGUUUAAUCACAUCUGCGAUUCCCUCUACACAUUUAUCUCUUCCAUCACCAUUCUUCUCUAUCACCGACUCAGAUGCUUCUCUAACCUUUUUUCUGGUCGGCGGCUUCAAAGAUGAAAGAAAGUGUAAUUCAUUCUUUAAACCCUAGAAAAUAAUCUCCGGUCUGUCAAUCACGUUCUUUCUUUCACCUCCAUCUACUCCGCUGACCGAUCGUACCACACUUAAUCCUCAGGUUACUACUUUUUUUUAGUUCUUCAAGUUAGAUUUCAGUGAAAUUGCACAAAUUUGGGACUAUGAGUGUUCGUUCUUUCUAUAGAAAAGGCGUUAGCAGACCGAUGACGAUGAGAGUCAAGGAGCAUUGUUUCAAUGUUGAAGAAGCCCAACUGUUAGAAUGUUGGAGUAAAUCAACUGGGAUGCAAAGCCUAUGGAGUGUCGACCAGGCAUGGAACCGAUCAGAAAUAGGGGGUGACAAAAGAAAACUGAAAUCUGCUACAGCUCACCAGCUACAUGUUUCAUAUGGAUCUGAAAUUGUGUUCCAGGAUAUUACAACAUCAGAUACAACAGAACCUAGGGCAGGCCUACACUCUGACUCCCUGGAACAUCGUGCUAGCAUUGCAACUCAGUUGGCUGUUGAAAGAAUGUUGGCUUCUAAAGGAGAAAUAUGGAGGAACCCAACUAUCGUUUUGCUGGUGAAUCAAGGGCCAGAUCAAGAGACAACUUUGACCGCAGUAGCUGAGUAUAUAUUUUCUGCAGCAACAAAUCAACCUUUUCGGUUCCCAUCAAACUUCACUUUUCUUUUAAUAAAAAAGUUUCUGGGCGACAAGGCACUUGAAUAUUUCAAAUAUGGGUCAUUGGCAAUGGAGGGGUAGAAUUGGUCUAUUCAACGUUUUGAUGCCCAAGUUCACAUAACUACAGAUACACUUUGGUUCUUUCUUUUCUUCUAAACUUUUAUGGAUACAUAAUGUCACAUGGAUGAUGGAUGAUGUAUGAAGGAUAAUGGAUGCAUUCUUGUAUUAUAGGUAAAAUACUAUAUGCGACAGUUUCUAAGUGAAACAAUGUACACUUUGACCUUGAAUGUAGAGCUGACUAUUCUCCACUACAGAAUUGUUGUGUACUACAUUAAACUGUGCAACAACUACU
Lactuca virosa is the source of this 1310-nucleotide messenger RNA. Lineage: Eukaryota; Viridiplantae; Streptophyta; Magnoliopsida; Asterales; Asteraceae. The record is from the annotation of a GenBank genome assembly.